UAUGACCAAGGGAGGCUUUUCUCACGCGCCUAAAUUCCAAUCUCUCGCAGAGGGGGAGGGAAGAAAUCGAUUGGCUUCUUGUUCAGGAGAAGCGCAUGCGCAUGUAGUCCACUUGCCCUUUAUUCCUCAGGUCCGGGCUCGCGUUCUGGUAAUCUCUCUAGUUCCUCAAGGGAGGGUUGCUUUUACAUCCGGGGCACUCAGGGUGGAACGAGGCAUUUCGAGGUUUUCGCGGGCUCGAGUAAUAAGUGUGGUCCUCUUCGGCACCUGUCCUCGGCUCUUACUCGGGCCUCUCAGACCAAAGGAGGCUCCAGCGGGCCGGCGCCUGUUUCCCCUGAGUCACCGCGUCAGGCGUCAAAGCCUCCGCGUUCACAGGAUUCUUUCUGUACUGCUGAGUCUCUGUCUGCAGAGAAAAAGCAGUGGAUUCUUCUCCAGCAAUGUUGGAGAUCGAGGAGAAUCUGCAAGCAGCUUUCAAAAAGCUAAGAGUUGAUGCAGAAGGAUCCACUGCUACUCUGCCUUUGAAUGAGUCAGCAUCUCUAAGACCACUUGUAAGAACUACAGAUGAAACAAAACCAAAGAACAUGGGUGCAUCUAAAGAGAGCUGGCACUGUUGUUUGAGGAAGCCCUUGAGAGGAACUGCAAGAACACGACGGCGGCGGUCAAAAUCCCCAAUACUUCAUCCUCCAAAGUUCAUUCACUGCAAUACCCAGACAUCUUCCUGCAGCCAACCAGCAUCCAAGAAUUCCACCAAGCCCUCUGAAAGUAGCUCUGGCACAGAUAUGCCAGCUUCAAAAGAAUUCUCAAAGAUUGAACAAUCCGGUCAUCUUCUCAAUGAAGUUGAUCCCAGGCCAGAUGGUGUUGAGGAAUCUGGGGCACCUACUGUAGAAACGCUGAAGAACAAACCUGAAGGUGGCGCUGUCUCUCUUCCCACUACUAUUCUAAAAGUCACAGAUCUUGCUGAUUUCCAGUCUCUCUCAGAUCAAAGUAAAGGCAAUCUCUGUGCAUGCACGGACAAGACCUGCCAGUGUCAGCAAUGGCAGGACAUGAAAGUCUACAUGUUUUCUGACCUACAAAGCUCUCUUCCCUCAGCACCUGAAAGAACAACACAUGUGCAGGAUAACUUGCAGGCUCUACCCUCAAGAACUCCCUCCAGCUCUCUUCGGUCCUGUUCUGAGCAAGCCAGGGCUAAUGUGGAUGAUGUGACUAUUGAAGAUCUUUCGGGGUACAUGGAGUAUUUCCUACAUAUCCCUAAGAAAAUGUCCCACAUGGCAGAAAUGAUGUACACCUGACAACUGUGAACUAUAAUGCAGAAAGGGCUUUGGUAUCUGCCCUUGGUCGUGUUCCAUCUGAGAAGCAUUUGCUUUCUGUGCUCAUAAUAAAGACACCACCUCAUCGCAUUCAGCCUUUUGGUUUUCCAUGCUCGUUAAUGUAAUAGCCACAAAUCCAAACCAGAUGACUGCAAAAAGGCAAGAAGCAAGAUCAGGAUAUGCAUAUAAGAGUAUAUGCUUAGUGAACAAAAAGCUUGGAUAAAUGACUAAAAUGUCCAGAUUUGUGCAACUGACCCAGCAGUCUAGGGAGAAACAAAAGCCCUCUUUGAACUGAAGGGCAUAUCUUGCUUUUGCUAACUUUCCACGGAUUGUUCACAGCUUCUGUACAAGUCUCCGUUGGCUGUUAAAUUAUGGAAAUACAUUACAGCUGAUAAAAUCCAAUUUCUUCUGUGCUGA
Molecule: messenger RNA, 1721 nt
Organism: Heteronotia binoei (common prickly gecko)
Lineage: Eukaryota; Metazoa; Chordata; Lepidosauria; Squamata; Gekkonidae
Product: oxidative stress-responsive serine-rich protein 1-like
Exons: 4
Coding region: 435-1286 (283 amino acids)
Biological process (GO): cellular response to hydrogen peroxide
Source: RefSeq, a predicted model, not a curated record